AUGCAGUCUCUCACUCGCGUCGUCACCCGCCAGGUCGGUCGGCGAGCUCGAAUCGCUACAAAAACACAGUCUACAGCGGUAGCAGCGCAGCGCAACACUCAACGACAACCCAUUGGACCACCGGAACAACAGCAGAGGAGCUAUGCCACUCCGCGCCUAUAUGACGAUGGCUCCGCCCGGUCGGCCGUCAUCAACGUCCUCAACAACAUCGGCUCGAAGCGAGAGGUCCAGCAGUAUCUGGCGCAGUUCACUUCGGUCUCGUCCCAGCAAUUCGCCGUGAUCAAGGUGGGAGGAGCAAUCCUCACGGACUACCUGGACGUACUAUGCGCCUCUCUGCGGAACCUCAACCAGAUGGGUCUGUUCCCGGUGAUCAUUCAUGGAGCAGGUCCACAGCUAAACAAACUCCUCGAGCAAGCUGGUGUAGAGCCGCAGUACAAUGAAGGCAUCCGCAUUACGGAUGGCAAGACGUUGGGCAUAGCACGGAAGCUGUUCUUGGAAGAGAACUUGAAGCUGGUGGAGGCGCUGGAGAGCUGGGGUGUGCGAGCACGUCCUAUCACUUCGGGGGUGUUGAUGGCAGACUACAAGGACAAGGACAUGUACCAGUUCGUUGGAGAGGUCAAUCAAGUCCACGGGGACACUCUCAAGGCAGCUAUCGCCGACGGCUACAUCCCAGUUUUGACCUGCAUGGCCGAGAGCGAGGAAGGUCAGGUGCUCAAUGUUAACGCCGAUAAGGCUGCAGCUGAGCUGGCAAGAGAGCUGGUGCCUUUGAAGAUUGUCUAUCUGUCUGAAAAGGGCGGCAUCCACGACAAGGAGACCGGCAAGCUUAUCGAGGCGAUUAACCUUGACGAGGAGUACGACGAAUACAUGAAGAAGCCAUGGGUCAUUCACGGAACGAGGAGUAAGAUACGGGAUAUCAAGACUCUGCUGGACGAUCUACCACGCAGCUCCAGCGUAGCAAUUAUCCACCCGGAGAGCCUGGAGCGCGAGCUGUUCACACAUUCUGGCGCUGGCACGUUGAUACGGCGUGGCACAAAGCUCUUACAGGCAUCCACUCUCUCCGAAUUCGAAAGCAUGGACCAGCUGAAGCAGACUCUUGUUCGCGAUCGAGAAGGUCUCGACUCGACCUCCGUCGUCGACCGCUACCUUGAAAGCCUCAAGAACCGGGAAUUCAAGGCGUACUACGAUGAGAGCAUGGAAGCCCUUGCUAUCGUCUUGCCUCCCUCCGACAACAACCAACUUGCCCACCUUGCCACCCUGACCAUGACCCGAUCAGCAUGGCUUUCCAACAUUGCAGACAACGUCUUCCAGAAUCUGAAGCGGGACUUCCCGAAGCUUGCAUGGACCGUGAAGCAGGACGAUGAAAACUUGACCUGGUUCUCAGAGAAGGCUGAUGGGAGCAUAGCGCGAAAAGGCGAGGUGCUGUUCUGGUACGGCAUCGAAAGCCCAGAAGAGGUCAGGCAAUUGAUGAGCGAGUUCGUUCAGCACGGCAGGCAGAUGUUUGGCGACAUCAACCUCGAGUCGCAACUCCAUCGUGCAGCAGCGGCUGCAGAGCGGAUAAGGUCGAGAGCGGCGCAGCUGGCUGGCAUGAGAGGAGAGCAAGGCCAGCAAGCACAGCAGCAGGCCAGAGCGUUCUCAACGAGCGCGAGACCGCAACGAACAGCAGUGAAAUCUACCGCUCAACGGCGAGGCUACGCUACGACCAACCCAAACCCACCGCUCGGCAUCAAGAACAGCGAAAAGGACUACCCGUCUCGAGUUGCUGUCAUUGGAGCCCGUGGCUACACUGGACAAGCACUUAUUGACAUGCUCAACCGUCACCCCAACAUGGACCUGCGACACGUCUCUUCUCGCGAGCUCGCCGGCAAGAAGCUGAAAGGCUACGAGAAGCGCGAGAUCAUCUACGAAAACCUUACACCAGACGAUAUCCGACGGAUGGCAGAGAAGAAGGAAAUCGACUGCUGGGUCAUGGCCCUACCGAACGGCGUCUGCAAGCCCUACGUCGACGCCAUCGACGAGAGCGGUCACAAGGAAGCCGUUGUCAUCGACCUCUCCGCGGACUACCGCUUCGACUCAGGCUGGACCUACGGCCUCCCCGAGCUCGUCCAGCGCAACAAGAUCGCCUCCGCAACCCGCAUCUCGAACCCGGGCUGCUACGCCACCGCCGCUCAACUCGGUAUCGCACCCCUCAUCCCCCACCUCGCCGCGCAACCCGCCCAGCCAACCGUCUUCGGCGUGUCCGGCUACUCGGGCGCGGGCACCAAACCCUCCCCCAAAAACGACGUCAACAAUCUGACCGACAACCUGAUCGCCUACUCCCUCACCGACCACAUCCACGAGCGCGAAAUCUCCUCCCAGCUCGGCACGGCCGUAGCCUUUGUCCCGCACGUCGCCGUCUGGUUCGCAGGCAUCCACCACACCAUCUCCCUCCCGCUGGCCCAACAAAUGGCUUCGCGGGACGUGCGACAGCUGUACCAAGACCGCUACGACACGGAAAAACUCAUCAGAGUCUCCGGCGAGAGUCCGCAGGUGAAAUUGAUCGCGGGCAAGCACGGGGUGGAGAUUGGAGGCUUCGCGGUGCACUCGAGCGGGAAGCGGGCGGUGAUUAACGUGACGAUUGAUAAUUUGCUCAAGGGGGCGGCGACGCAGUGUCUGCAGAAUAUGAACCUGGCGCUCGGGUAUGGGGAGUAUGAUGGGAUACCGGUGGAGUGA
Saxophila tyrrhenica is the source of this 2709-nucleotide messenger RNA. It is a transcript of the gene ARG6, whose product is annotated as Protein arg-6, mitochondrial. The transcript is spliced from 2 exons. Gene Ontology annotation, biological process: L-arginine biosynthetic process. Gene Ontology annotation, cellular component: mitochondrial matrix; mitochondrion; cytoplasm. Gene Ontology annotation, molecular function: acetylglutamate kinase activity; N-acetyl-gamma-glutamyl-phosphate reductase (NADP+) activity; NADP+ binding. The record is from RefSeq and is a predicted model, not a curated record. The coding region runs from base 1 to 2709 and encodes 902 amino acids. Lineage: Eukaryota; Fungi; Ascomycota; Dothideomycetes; Mycosphaerellales; Extremaceae.